CCGGCGGCUCAGUUGGCAACACCGAAUUAAAAAAAAAAGUCAAAAAAUGUCGGAAUGUGGUUGUGCUUCGUCUUGUAAUUUUUCUUAAUUUCGUUAGUUUAAUGUCUAAUUAUUGCUUACUUUACCAGCAAUAAACUAGCAUAAUUAGUUUAAUUAUUCUUGGUUGUUUGUGUUGGUGAGGGUGACAGACAAAUGGAUGAAAUGUGGUAGAAGUGGAUCGAACUGAAGCUCCUUAAUCCUUGCCGGAACACACCACAUUCGAGUUUAAUCUUUGAUUAAGUGCGGGGCAUCUAACACGGAGACAUUACAUUAAUAGCGUUGCACAAAUUUUGCACAAGUCGUGGAUGAAAUUUGUUGUAUACUAAAUAAUACGUAUCGGGAGCCGUCUUUUUCAUUCAAUUGGGUCACUGGUGAAUCAAAAACUUGUAAAUUAUCGGAUAACGCCAGCCCACAAGAUGGCCGACUGUUAUUCGUAAGAUAAUGAGCGGUGCGUCUGGUUCAUCAGGGAGUGGUACGGGACGCGGCAGAGGAGGGACUGGCUCUAACGGGGCCACAGCAGACAGCAAACCGGAUACAAAAGAAAAUAAACCAAAUCCUAAGAUGUCGAAGGCACUAGGCACGUCAGCCAAGCGGAUCCAGAAGGAACUUGCAGAGAUUACACUAGACCCCCCGCCGAACUGCAGUGCGGGGCCUAAAGGAGAUAACUUGUAUGAAUGGGUGUCCACCAUCUUGGGACCGCCCGGCUCAGUUUACGAAGGUGGCGUUUUCUUUUUGGACAUACACUUCUCUCCAGAAUACCCAUUCAAGCCACCUAAGGUGACAUUCCGCACUAGGAUAUAUCAUUGUAACAUCAAUAGCCAGGGAGUGAUAUGUCUAGAUAUUCUCAAAGACAACUGGUCGCCGGCGCUGACAAUAUCGAAAGUUUUACUAUCAAUAUGCUCCUUGCUUACUGACUGUAAUCCAGCGGAUCCUCUAGUGGGCAGCAUCGCGACGCAGUAUCUGCAGAACAGAGAGGAGCACGACCGCAUCGCGCGCCUGUGGACCAAGCGCUACGCGACAUGAUUGCGCUGCCCCCGCGCCGCCGCACGGAACAACCUGCACUAUCAUACUCAAUACCAUUCUGUUCUAAAUCCAUCCUGUUCACGUAAAUGUAAGCUUAUAACGUUAUAUCCGAUCAGUACGCGCUGCUCGCGACACAUUUGUUCGCUCGCUCACUCCGCGAACAAAUGUGCCACCUCCGGCGACCGAUGUUUAUACAGCUUAUUAAUUUUUAGUUGCAAUUAAUGUGAUGUCAAAAUGCUUAAUGACGGUCUGAAUUAUAUAAUUUUAUUUAGAAUGAUGAACGAUUUAUUUGUGAUUUGAAUGAUUUUCUGUUAAUGUUUCUAGCUCUGUGUUAUACAAAAUACAGUGAUAAGUUUACUAAUGAAAGUGUAUCGUAGGUUUAACCAGUGAUUUGAGUCAAUUUUGCCGCUAUAACGCGAUGAUCUCAUACACUCUUCAACUGUUACUACUUAUGUGUAAGUAUGUCGGGACUAUUGCGAUACCUACCUACUAUUAUAUUUGGGAAUAAAUCGCAUAUUGUCUUGUAAAAAUGUUUUUAAUUUCAGGGUAAUACUUGCAUGUCUCAUUGGAUCUAGUAUAUUUUGAAAGACAAUAUUUUAAACUGCUGUCAGUGCUCACCAUUUAGAUUUUGGUCAAUAUAUUAGGGAAAAAACAAUAACACAAUAUAAACAAAUUACAUAAAACACGAAAAUAAUCCGACCUGUUUAAAAUAUUAGCGCUAUGCGUUAAAAUGAAACAGCAGUUUUUCACUAUAUGUAUAACUUUCAUACACACGCUACGGCCGCCAAUAAUGUCUUCAAAUUGAUUACUGAAUGGUUGUAAUUUCUCAUGUAAUUCGUAUAGUAUUCGUGUAGUACUUAUAUUUCUCGGAUAGUAUGUGACACAACUGGCAGCAUUGACAAGUACAAACUUUAUGGUUUAAAAAUUUCAUGAAUUGCAAACCAAUCCAUUAUCGACUUCAAUGCUUUGUAAUUAUAGUUAAGGAAAUCUUAUUUCAAGAUGACGAGGCAAAUCAGUUGCUUAUUUUCUAGUGAGAUGUCACAUGUUGACUGAGGUGACGAAAAGAAAAAAUAGUUUUGUGAAUGUUUAUGUGAUGGCUAGUGUCGAAGGGUCAAGUUGUAGAUCAGCCGGUACUUCGGAGUACUACGUAUUAUAUUUAUUAAUCGAAUCUAGUUUGGUUUUAAUAUUAUUAUUCGCGAAGGCCGAAUUAACGUCAUAAAAGCCUUAUUUGACUGAAAAAGAAAGUUACAUUAGAUAGGUUUUUCAACUUGGUCCAUUUUGUUAAGGAUAUGAUAGUCAAAUUAUUUGGAAUUUUUGUGACUUCGUAACAAAAGGAUUUUUGGGGACGUAUUGUUUGUUUGUUUUUAAUUGUGCAAUCUAAUGCGGUGUUAUAUACAAAAUCUUGAGUUAUAUUUUUACAUUAUGUAUCACUAUAGUAAACGACUUUAACAAGGAUUGUGUAGGAUAGGUCUGGGAAAUAAUUAAUAACCUAUUUAUUUUUAUAAUAUGAACUUAUGAAAGCAUAUUGCGCACUGUGUUAUAUCUUUUCAUUAUAAUUGUUUGAAGUAAAGUGAUUCGACAAUAUGUAUUAUGCGGUGUCGUCAUGGAAGCAGCCGACUGUGGAUUUGAUAGUAUGUUUUACUUGUUAUCACAUAUCAAUGUAACACCUGGACGAAGAAAUGACAUUUAGAUUUAUUUGUUACAAUGAUUUUGACUACGUUUUACCAUUAUCUUCAUGAAGUGCCAAAACUCGGGCACAUUGGCCUCCGCUCCAGUCUGACAUCUCCAACUUUUCUAAAAUAUUCCGUUUAGUAUGUAAACAGUAUUAGAUGUAAGUUAUUUUAUUGUCUAGAUAAUGUAUAAUGUAUGUCUUAACCCUAGUACUAGAAUUUUAGCGUUGUAAUGAUUUUAGCUAAAGGAGUACGUAUGUCGCGCGUAUAUGAAUGUUUUGGUGAUACCGUCGUGAAAAUGAAGAUUUUAUAAAAUGGGUGAUAUCGCGAGUGUCGGAACUGGUGCUGUGAGAUUCAGAUGCUUGCGACAUACUAAUGAAUACUGAUAACUGUAUUCGGGACUGGUAUAUUUUGUCAUUGUGAUUUUUUAAUUAUUUUAUACUGUGACUAGAAAUGUGUUGCUUGCAAGACAACAGCUGUAUUUAACGCGACUGAUGUUCCUCGAAAUUCAACGUUCAUGCUCUGAUACCUAAUAACCAUCCUUUGUUAUUACGAUUUAUAUCAUGGUAUAAAAUAGGAAAAUAAAAAUGUGUGUAACUAGGACACUGAA
Molecule: messenger RNA, 3342 nt
Organism: Helicoverpa armigera (cotton bollworm)
Lineage: Eukaryota; Metazoa; Arthropoda; Insecta; Lepidoptera; Noctuidae
Product: ubiquitin-conjugating enzyme E2-24 kDa
Exons: 6
Coding region: 481-1062 (193 amino acids)
Biological process (GO): protein polyubiquitination
Cellular component (GO): nucleus
Molecular function (GO): ubiquitin conjugating enzyme activity
Source: RefSeq, a predicted model, not a curated record